UAUGGAGUCUGAAUCGGGAAGCGUGCCGAAUUCAAAAGUGGAUUUUAAUGAAUUAAGUAAUUUAUUAAUUGGUCCUAAUAAAAGGAUAAGAGAAAAUGUCGUUAUUCCAGUCAGCAUCGCUCCACACAAAUUUAAAACGAAGGAAGAAAUUAUGAUUGAAAAUAUAUUUGAAAGUUGUGGAUUUAAAACGGGCAUAAGCUGUGUUUUAGGAUUUGGAUUAGGAGGAGCCAUUGGUUUGUUUUCAGCCAGUGUUGAUCCAAAUCUAGCAGGUGUCAGUCAGGAAAAACAAACAGUUCGACAAGUGUUAAGAGAUAUGAGAAUGAAAACAGUAUCUUAUGGUAAAAAUUUUGCAAUCAUUGGAGCUGUGUUUGCUGCAACUGAAUGUAUUAUUGAAAGUCAUAGAGCAAAAAGUGACUGGAAAAAUGGGACUCUGGCUGGAGCUGUAACUGGCGGUCUUAUUGGAUUGAGAGCUGGAGUAAAAGCUGCAAUUUUGGGUGCUGCUGGAUUUGCUGCAUUUUCAACAAUCAUAGAUUAUUAUUUACGAUAGCAUUGAAUUAGAUAGCAAAACUUAAUCAGUAAGUUUUAUGCAUUCAAAUAGCCCAUGAAAGACGAGAAUUGGUGGAAGAUCAGGAUCCACAUUCUCUGCUUUAUGAACAUUGUAAGCCCAGUGGAGAUUCAUUCUAGAAAGUAACAUAUAACAUUUUUUUAUAUGUAUAGUAAAUUACCUUGUAUAUAUAUAAAAAUUAUAUAUAUAUAUAAUAAAACCU
Messenger RNA from Centruroides sculpturatus (bark scorpion), 767 nucleotides. Its product is annotated as mitochondrial import inner membrane translocase subunit Tim22-like. The record is from RefSeq and is a predicted model, not a curated record. The transcript is spliced from 5 exons. Gene Ontology annotation, cellular component: TIM22 mitochondrial import inner membrane insertion complex. Gene Ontology annotation, molecular function: transmembrane protein transporter activity. NCBI's taxonomy places the organism in Eukaryota, Metazoa, Arthropoda, Arachnida, Scorpiones, Buthidae. Gene Ontology annotation, biological process: protein insertion into mitochondrial inner membrane. The coding region runs from base 2 to 547 and encodes 181 amino acids.